GAUCUGGGAUCAGCAUCCCGUUCGUCGCAUAGAAUGGCCCUUUGUCUUCUAAUUCUGCAUGAGGGCGUUUCGUCGGUCGCUUCGAAGCCUUACUCGAAGCCUUACUCGCCAUGGUGCUGCUGUUGACGGACGAAGAAGAGGCGGGUAUCUGUUCGACGGACACAGGUCGCGAAGAGGACGAUGAAUCGAACAGUAGAUUUCCGUCGCUCGCAGCCUUUUUCUGUGUGGGUAUUUUAAUGCGAUGGCCGCGACCAGUUUUCCUGGUGUUGGCGCCAUGUUCUCAGGACAAGAUUAUACACGGUAGCUUUAUGCUUUGGGGUGAUAAUGCGAAGUAUCAGUGGUGUGAUUUGGUACUUUGUCAAUCAAUGCCGCUGAUGAAGCACGAGAACAACAUGGUCGGAAGGUUGUGCAGCAGUGAAUGUCUCCAUGGCAGCAUCGCAUGGCAACAGGUGCUCUUGCACCAUGCGAAAUGCAUCAAGGGAGAAGAGCAGGAGAUUGAUAGUUCACAUAGAUCAAGAACGAUAGCGCGCAACACAGUAGCUGUUGCUGUUGCUGUUGCUAUUGCUAUUGCUCGUGGUCUGUGGCAUUCAUAUCGUACUGCCGCCGCCUCCGCACGAUGUGGUAGAUUCGAGACAUGACCACCUGUCUCGGUCAUCG
Sphaerulina musiva SO2202 is the source of this 657-nucleotide messenger RNA. RefSeq lists its product as uncharacterized. Bases 111 to 638 code for a protein of 175 amino acids. The transcript has 2 exons. Lineage: Eukaryota; Fungi; Ascomycota; Dothideomycetes; Mycosphaerellales; Mycosphaerellaceae. The record is from RefSeq and is a predicted model, not a curated record.